UUAGAACAAAACCUAUUUAACGAAAUACUGCUAGGCCUAUAUGGUACCUAUAUAUAUUCAUUUUGAUUAAAAAUUCCUUGAAAGACAGGGUCGAGUCCAGCUUAAUAUGUCCAAGUGACCCCAUGUCAGGACGGCAACCUGCUGUGUGCGCAUGUACACAUUAUUUAGUUAUAGAUCGGGUUCGGGUGAAGGAAUUUCGAGUGGAUUACUGAUAACUGAAACGUCAUUCAACAUGCCGUCUCUGGGAUACUGGAAGAUCAGAGGACUCGCCCAGCCUAUUCGACUGCUGCUGAAUUACGUAGGAGAGGAGUUUGAUGAUGUCCAAUAUGAGCAAGGAGACGCGCCAGACUACAGCAGAGAUGUGUGGUUUUCUGUAAAGCCCACGCUAGGACUAGCUUUUCCAAAUCUGCCUUACUACAUUGAUGGUGAUAUCAAAAUGACCCAAAGCAACACUAUCCUUAGGUACAUUGGAGAUAAACACGGCCUUUUGGGUAAAACUGCCCAGGAGAAAGUAGACUGUGACAUGAUGACAGAGAACGCCAUGGACUUCCGGAACGGGGUGAUCAGACUGUGUUAUAACAAGGACUAUGAAAAACUCAAAGAUGAUUACUUCAACAAUGUCAAGGACAAAUUAAAGCAGUUUGAUACAUUUCUAGGAAGUAAACCUUGGUUUGCCGGAGAAAAUAUCACCGUCUGUGACUUUCCCAUGUACGAGAUGUUAGACCAACACAGACUGAUGAAACCUGGAAUUCUAGAUGACUACCCAAACCUCGUGAAGUUUACGGAGAGAUUUGAGAGUCUUCCUAAAAUCAAGGCCUACAUGGCCUCAGAUAAAUUCAUGACGAGACCUAUCAACAACAAAGUCGCAGCAUUUAAGUGACCUUUCUAGUUUCAUAGACUAACCUUUAGUUCCACGUUAUAGCAUAAUUUGAACACAAUUAAGAAGCCCUUGUACCGAAGAACAGUAUUAAGCAAUUUAUUAUGCAAGUUUUACUCACAGAUACACAACGACAGAGGUACUACUAUGUAUAUGUAAUGUGUGUGCAUUUAAACGUCUAGGUUGUAUUUACUAGGAAUUUAGCAAUUUUCCCCGAAUUUAUCUCUUAAACUACCAAAGUUGUAUUGUCUAAUAUGGCAAGUGUUUUUGGUUGUUGUUUUUUUUAAUGGUUUUUUUUUUAGAUUUUGAAAUUUUGAGUUGUUUUCUAACGUAUGCAUUAAACACUGAUGUCACACGUAUUAUGCAUGCAAUUUUAACGAACUGAUUUGCUAAGUUCUGAAGUAAUAUCUUAAUUCAGUUUUUGUUACUUGGGUUGUUGCAGUGCCUGUCUAUUAAACUGAUUAAAUGGGCUCUGCAUCUUCGAUCUCUACGUCACUUUUGACGUUACAUUGAAUUAUAUACAUGCAGCGGGCGGUGAAUACGAGCAUAAUUGUGCAACUUCUAUUAAAGUCGAAUUGAAUAAAUAAUCUAGAACCAGU
Molecule: messenger RNA, 1476 nt
Organism: Ostrea edulis (European flat oyster)
Lineage: Eukaryota; Metazoa; Mollusca; Bivalvia; Ostreida; Ostreidae
Product: glutathione S-transferase Mu 1-like
Exons: 7
Coding region: 152-880 (242 amino acids)
Biological process (GO): glutathione metabolic process
Molecular function (GO): glutathione transferase activity
Source: RefSeq, a predicted model, not a curated record